AUGAUCGACAUGGGAAAGUUCUGGUACUUGGCACUCCUCUCCCUCUCCCUCUUCUCAUCGGUCAUAGCCAGCUCGAACACCUAUGACUAUAUUGUCGUAGGCUCUGGCCCAGGUGGCGGCACAUUGGCAGCCAACCUUGCCAAAGCAGGACAAUCUGUUCUCCUUCUGGAAGCAGGCGAUGACCAAGGUAGUAACCCGAACGAAGAAAUUGCUGGUUGGUUUUUCAAGGCGUUCAGUGACCCGUUAAUGCGGUGGGACUUCUUCGUCAAAUUGCAUUCCGACGAUGCAAUUACUGCCCAAUACGAGCACUUGACGUGGGAAACCACAGACGGGCAGUUCUAUGUUGGCACGGAUCCUCCCGCAGGAGCGAAGUUACUUGGCGUGUACUAUCCUCGCGCUGGUACACUUGGUGGAUGCUCCACUCACAACGCACUCAUUGCAGCACUUCCAAGCCAUAGCGAUUGGGACUAUAUUGCCCAGAUCACUGGUGAUGCAUCCUGGAAGCAUAAUAACAUGCAACAAUAUUUUGCCCAACUCGAACACGACCACGUCGUCCCGCCAGGAACUCCAGGGCACGGUUUCAGCGGCCCCCUCGACAUCACUGUCAACGGCCCCCAGUACCUGCAAAACCAGACCAAUGCUUUCAAAGUGCUACAAGCUACAGCCCAAAGCUUCGGCCAGAAUCCCGCGAACCUUUCGAAUAUCUUGACAUAUAGCGAUCUUAACAAUAACAACGCGAAUCACGAUCAGCAAGUAGGCAUAUUUGGUUGCCCUGCCCAUAGGACUGUUGAUGGCAGACGUGUUUCUUCUCGCACCUUGGUCGUCAAUAUAUGGAAUGCGACGAACGCCGAUGGCUCGAAGAAAUAUCCAAAUUUCGACGUUCGCUUGCACUCGUUCGCUACUAAGAUUCUUUUCAACACAAAUGGAGCUGUGCCUAGGGCUAUCGGUGUUGAGUACCUCGCCGGAGAGAGCAUGUACAAUGCAGACCCAAGGCACAAUUACACGGCCAACCCGGGAGUCAAGACGCAAGUCUUUGCCCGAAAAGAAGUCAUCGUCGCCGGUGGAACUUUCAAUAGUCCUCAGCUUCUCAUGCUCUCGGGUGUUGGCUCCAAAGCCGACCUCAAAGCCCUCGACAUUUCAGUGGUCGUGGAUCUCCCUGGUGUUGGCACCAAUCUCCAGGACAACACCGAGAUGGGGGUGUCUGCAGAAGCAAGUCAGGAUUUCACGUCCAUCGGUCCGCCUUGUACCUUUGGCGCAACACCAGAUGACCCUUGCCUCCCACUCUGGGAAGUAGGCCAAGGACCCUACAUCCAAGGUCCCCUCGGCGCAGUAAUGUUCAAAUCCUCCCAAGCCGCUCUUAAUGAGCGCGACUUCAUGAUGUUCCCUCUCUCCGCUGGUAGCUUCAACGGCUACUGGCCCGCGGAGACUGUCAAUGUGGUUCCUGGCCCCGCACAAUCCAACUUUGACUUCUCCAUGGUGAAGAUCCACACACAGAGUCGCGGCACGGUGAAGCUCGCCUCCAACAACCCGCGCGACACUCCUCUCAUCAACUUCCAAUUCUUCGAAGGGGCAGGCGCGGAUGCUGAUCUCCAGGCGUAUGUUGAUGCUGUGCAGUGGGGCAGGGGUGUGUUUGAUAGCUUGAACAGCACUCUGGGCCCCUGGACCGAGACGCUCCCGUGUCAGGGCAACCGGAGUUGCGACGUUAAGGCGUUCGUUAAAGCGCAAGCGUGGAGUCAUCAUGCGACGAGUUCGUGCGCGAUUGGUAGUGAUAAUAAUCCUCUCGCGGUGCUGGACUCGAAGUUCAGAGUCAGGGGAACCAAAGGACUGAGAGUCGUGGAUGCGAGUGCGUUCCCUAGGACUCCGGGUGCGUUCCCUGUCCUGCCGACUUUCGUCCUAGGCAUGAAGGGUAGUGCAGCGGUAUUGGCGGAUGCGAACAGCUGGUAA
Molecule: messenger RNA, 1944 nt
Organism: Hyaloscypha bicolor E
Lineage: Eukaryota; Fungi; Ascomycota; Leotiomycetes; Helotiales; Hyaloscyphaceae
Product: GMC oxidoreductase
Exons: 4
Coding region: 1-1944 (647 amino acids)
Molecular function (GO): flavin adenine dinucleotide binding; oxidoreductase activity, acting on CH-OH group of donors
Source: RefSeq, a predicted model, not a curated record